Girardinichthys multiradiatus is the source of this 3888-nucleotide messenger RNA. It is a transcript of the gene fbxw5, whose product is annotated as F-box and WD repeat domain containing 5. Gene Ontology annotation, cellular component: Cul4-RING E3 ubiquitin ligase complex; SCF ubiquitin ligase complex. The record is from RefSeq and is a predicted model, not a curated record. Bases 130 to 2013 code for a protein of 627 amino acids. Gene Ontology annotation, molecular function: protein binding. The transcript is spliced from 10 exons. Gene Ontology annotation, biological process: protein ubiquitination. Lineage: Eukaryota; Metazoa; Chordata; Actinopteri; Cyprinodontiformes; Goodeidae.
UUCUGUAUUUAGUUAAUCGAGCCUCGCCGCUGCUGGAAGAUUGUUGUCAUUUUCUGUGGCUAGCCAUUAGCGCUAGCAACCAGUUCGAUUUUGUUUCCCUUCAGCAAUCUCAUCCAGCAGGAUGUUAGUAUGGAUUGGGGUCCAUUUCUGCCGGACAGCUUGCUUUUGGAGAUUUUUCUGCAUCUGCCCCACGAUGCUGUGCUGAGAGCGGGCCUCACCUGCAAACAGUGGCAGGCAGUCUCCAAAGAUGAGUUCCUGUGGAGGGAGCUGUUCUACAGAUACUACCGGAUACCCCGCUCCGUUCCUCGACACCCUUCGGCCGUGUCGUGGUACAGGGAGUUCAAGCGUCUGUAUGACUGUAUCCCCUGUGUAGAAGUUCAGACGUUAAGAGAGCACAGUGACCAAGUUCUUCACCUGGCAUUCUCUCACAGGGGCCAUCGUUUCUCCUCCUGCUCAAAGGACUGCACAGUUAAGCUGUGGGACACGGAACGGGAAGAUGGAAACAUCUCGUUGGUGCACAGCUCCAGUAUGCGUCAGUUUAACUGGGGAUACACCCAGUUCUCCCAGUUUAACCCCGAUGAUACCCUGCUGCUCGUUUCCGGCGUCUACCUCGGCCCACACCACUCGUCUUCGGGGGAAAUUGCCGUCAUUAGUCUUGAAAAUUACACGCUGUUGUCGCGGGUCAGGAACAAACCUUACGACGUGUUUGGCUGCUGGCUGAAUGAGACGCACCUGAUCUCGGGGAACCUGCACUGGAUCGGAAACAUGACGUCCUGCUCUGUGCUCUGGCUCAACAAAGCUUUCCAGGAUAUUGAAUCUGAGAACGUCAAUGUUGUAAAGCGUCUUUUCAAGAUCCAGAACAUCAACGCCAGCACCAUCAGAACGGUGAUGGUGGCACACUGUCGCCGCCACGACAACCCGGACCUGUUGCUGGACUACGAGGCUCAGUCUCAGGCGAGGAGGCUGAAAGCUGAGCAGGACAAUCAGCAUCACCCUCUUCUGUUCGACCUGGAAACUCCCGACAGUGAAGACGAGGAGGAGGUGGAGAAUGAGGAUGAAUGUAGGAAGGAUGGAAGGAGUCACAGCUUCUCGUCUGCGCGGAUCCCCCAGUUAACAAUAUCCGGCCUGGACCAUGUUAUUCAUAGCCGUAAACAUGUGGGGGCCAGGGAGCUGCAGAUUGAGACCCAGGUUGCUCAGAUGAUGGGCAGAGCCUACACAAAGGCCCCAGACUCCAGCCUCAUCGACCCCUCUGAGCCCAGAGAGGGGGAGGAUAAAACAUACUUACUCUUCACCACUGGCAGCCUUACGUACUCCCCUCACCAGAUAGGCAUUAAGCUAAUCAAGCCCGACCAGAUGACUACGUCUGGCCCUGUCCUCGGAGAGGAGAGGAGCUCAGAGGAGUUUUUUGAUUCAUUGGACCAUGUUAUUGAUAUUCACGGCCACAUCAUUGGUAUGGGCCUUUCCCCUGACCACAGGUAUCUAUAUGUUAAUAGCCGAGCUUGGCCAAAAGGAUGUGUGAUCUCAGAUCCAAUGUCUCCGCCUCCCAUCGCCGAGGAGAUAGACAUGCACGUCAUCGACCUCAAGAGUUUGAGGGAGGAGAGGAGAAGUCUCCGGGCUCAUCGGGCUUUCACGCCUAACGACGAGUGCUUCUUUAUCUUCCUCGAUGUCAGCAGGGACUUUGUUGCAAGUGGAGCAGAGGACAAGCAUGGCUACAUCUGGGACCGUCACUACAACAUCUGCCUCGCACGACUGGCACACGAUGACGUGGUGAACUCUGUGGCGUUCAGCCCUGCCGACCAGGAGCUGCUCCUCACCGCCAGCGACGACUCCACCAUCAAGGUGUGGCGUUCUCCUCGCAUGGUCCGCCUCGCCCAGGCCUCUCCCCGGCAGCUGAGACCUUGCAGCCUUUUGUCGUCCUGGCUGCUGCGCCACAAGAACAACUCCACGUUUGCCAGCAGCGUCAACGGGAAAACCGUGAGCGAGGGCUGGAAAAAGCCUUCGGAUGGGAAGUAGAGCGGGGUAAGGACGGUAUGACGAUUUAAACACUCCAUGUGUAUGCAUCAUGUGUUCUUAAUGUUUUCGCUUGAGCUCACUUUGUUGUGACCUAAAGCUGUUAUCAGGCCCCCACAGCUCAUCAGGACACAGAGGAGAAUGCAGACACAAGGGGGCGACAUUGCACCAGCAACGAGGAGAAAUGACAGUUGGUACUGCUACUAAGGAUCUACAAAAUUAUACCAGAUGGAAAAUGCAGAGCUGACACCUAAAUGUGUGAGACAGAACUCUAUGAGAUGGAUAUUAUCACGUUUUUUAUCUGUAACGUUGCUCCUGAACAGACCGGACUCUGGACUCCUGGACCCGAGUAACAGGGACGCAGAGAUGGUACUUUUCUGAUCAUGGUUGUUCUCAUUUAGGGUCAAGUGCAGUGACUGACAAUUUUUUUUUUUUUUUCACUCAUAGAAAUCUUUAAUUGGUGUCCUGAUUCUAAAAUACUUAUAAAACAAAUCUUUGGAGAAUUAUACCACAGUUUAAAACACCAAAGGGAUAAAAAGAGCUGCAUUUUAAUGCAGUCUUCCUUAGUUCUAUCGAUGUCCCAUCAUUUAAAAAGAAUCUCUUGCUAUUGUAAUAAAUGUAGAGUUACGGAGCAGUUUAAUAUAAAGGUUGAGGAAAAGUUGGCCCAGAGCAUGACUGUAAACUAAGAGUGUUAUGUGUGUGUUUAGCUAACUGUUAUUGGAGCCAUAUAGAGUGGAAAGGUUUAUGUAAAGCUUCAACUUUAAUUUCUGGAUCUCUGAUAUGAAACAUUUUUUUUUUUGCUUUGUUCUUACUCAUGGCAGAUUUGUUUGUUGUUGUUUAGAAACUAAAUUUCUUAUUUAAACCUCCUUACUUCCCAACAGAGUGGUGCUAGCUGAACAUAUGAAAUAUUCAGAGUGAUCUUUGGUCAUUUUAGUUGCCGCUACCUGUUUUAUGACCCAACGCCCAGUUUGUCCAAAUAUUGAAUGUGUCUCUUGAACCAUGCACACAUUGGGGUGGACUAUUUAAAAAAAAAAAAAAAAAGGAAGCAAUGUUCCAUUACUUAUUUAUUAAACCUUAAUUUGUUGAUGAAUAUCAGUUAAGUUAGAUUCGUUCUUUUAAUUUGGCACAAAAGUAAACAUAAACUUUGAAUAUGCAAGUUUACUUGAGUGUUCAUAAAAACCCUGCAGUUCAUUGACUGAGGAAGAAUUAGGUUAAAACAAAAACAUCUAUGAGAUCAAUUUUGCACUAAGCUUUACUUGAAACAAGCGAUAUAAAUAAAAAAAAAAACAAUUAAGAAUUUAUCAAACCUUUUAAGUCAUUUUUUUUUAAUUUAUAUGUGAUGUUUUCUCAUUAGUUGUCCUAGCUAAAACUGACAUGAGAUCAAUGCUAAAAUCAUAUGAAUGAAGGUUCAUAGGAUAAAACUUCUUGGUGCUGCUAUGUUCAAUGUUCAGUGCCUCUGAAAAAGUAAAAGUACAUUUAAAGCAAAUUGACGGCAGUUAUAGUUCAACCUGCAGAAAUCUAAGGUACUUUUACCAGGUAGAAACUGACAUUUGCAUGUAGGUUCCCUGAUGAAAGAGGAUAUGACUGAUGAUAAAAUCCCUGUCAUUCUGUUUUUGAGAAAUCUCUGAGCAGGGCAGUUAUUUUCAAUGUUUUGAAAUGUGUGUAAUAGGUCAGAAACACCUUCUGGGUCUCUCCACAAUCUUUCUUAAUGUUCCCUUUGCCUCCAUCUUCUCUGUCGUUAUGUUUCAUGCGAUCAGCUGUUGUUUUCAUGUAGCCUUUAAAUAGAAAGCAUGUCCCACAAAGCAUUAAAUCUAAAAACCUGUCAGAUUGAUGCUUAACUGUUUGUGUCGCUCUUGAUUAAAGGUUGUGGAUAGAGAA